Molecule: messenger RNA, 697 nt
Organism: Strongylocentrotus purpuratus (purple sea urchin)
Lineage: Eukaryota; Metazoa; Echinodermata; Echinoidea; Camarodonta; Strongylocentrotidae
Product: phosphatidylinositol 4-kinase alpha-like
Exons: 6
Source: RefSeq, a predicted model, not a curated record
CGUGGUAGUUAUUUCGCGCAAAGUAAAUAAAAUGGGGCCAAACGGAUUGUUCCCAGAAACGCUUCUACAUUUAGCAAGAUCAUUGGCCCAAAUCCCAGAUCUGAAAUGGCUAAAGGUGCAGCAACUGUUGCAGAUGUGUCCCCAGAUACCCGCUGUGGGAGGAGGGCUGUGCAGGAUAGACCAGCGUAGGCAGGAUGCUAUGGUGGCGCUGGGGGUCUUCCUACUCGAAUCAGACCUCAAGUUCAAGGACGAGCUGGUUCCAUAUUUCAUUAGUCUUGUGAGAUGCAUACCCAAUGCACAAUGGAUUGAAGAAACAGGAUACAGGGUUAUUGAUGUAUUACCAAUGAGUGAGCGCUUUGCAUUCACCAUCACAACUCUUCUUUCUGACAUAGCGACCAAGGAUUCACACUACAGAGAUCAGAUUUUGUCAACAUUAGUUGAAGUUCUACAGGCACUAUGCAGGAUCUGCCAACAGCCAUCAGAACAUCCUCAAGUUGCUAUAUGCAAACACGUCAUGCCCGCAUUCCUGGGGAUGUCCCGUGCCAUAGGGCGCAGCAGCCAGGACCCAUCCUGCUCUCUCCUCAGUCGGAUGUACCCCUCAUCCAAGCACACCGCCUCCCAGACCCCUCCCCCAUCCUCCGGUUUGGACCAGACGUCCCCCAUGUACAGCUCCUUCCGACUCAUCGUCUCUGACGUC